This is a messenger RNA of Sinocyclocheilus rhinocerous, 894 nucleotides long. Its product is annotated as peptidylprolyl isomerase domain and WD repeat-containing protein 1-like. The transcript has 5 exons. The record is from RefSeq and is a predicted model, not a curated record. Gene Ontology annotation, molecular function: protein binding. Lineage: Eukaryota; Metazoa; Chordata; Actinopteri; Cypriniformes; Cyprinidae. Bases 1 to 894 code for a protein of 297 amino acids.
AUGAACUUCCAUCCUGGCCAGUGCGAAUGGAUCUAUAAUCCGGGAGACGCCAUCUCCACCGUAGCCUGUUCUGAGAAAUCGACUGGGAAGAUUUUUGUAUACAACGGACGGGGCAGUAAUCAGCCCCUGCACACGUUUGAAAAGAUGCACACUGCGCCACUGUCUCGGAUCCGCCUGAAUCCCAAGUAUCGCGUCAUAGUGUCAGCUGAUAAGACGGGGAUGUUGGAAUACUGGACGGGGCUCCCGAGCGAAUUCAAAUUUCCACGGCAGGUGGAGUGGGAGUUCAAGACAGACACGGACUUGUACGAGUUUGCCAAAUGCAGAACGUAUCCCACCAGCCUGGCGUUCUCCCAAGACGGCAAGAAAAUGGCCACCAUCGCCACUGACCGCAAAGUCAGGAUUUUCCGUUUCCUCACUGGGAAGCUGAUGAGGGUGUUUGACGAAUCAUUAACUAUGUUCACGGAGCUCCAGCAGAUGAGGCAGCAGUUGCCUGAUAUGGAGUUUGGUCGCAGGAUGGCGGUGGAGCGAGAACUGGAGAAGGUGGACGGCAUCCGACUGACCAACAUCAUCUUCGACGAGACCGGACACUUUGUGCUUUACGGCACCAUGCUGGGCAUUAAAGUCAUUAACGUGGAGACUAACAGGUGUGUGCGGAUCCUGGGCAAACAAGAGAACAUCCGUGUGGUGCAGCUGAGUCUGUUUCAGGGAGUAGCGAAGCAGCAUCAUAAACAUCACCGUCAAAUAGAUGUGCCCCCUGGCUGGACAACAAGCACAGUCUUUGGGAGAACCACUAAAGGUAUGGAGGUGGUCCAGAGGAUCUCCAACUUAAAAGUCAACCCCAAAACCGACAAACCGUAUGAAGACAUCAGCAUCAUAAACAUCAUCGUCAAAUAG